AUGCCACGCAGCCGGUGGAUCGACAAGAAGAGCGCACAAACAUUCCAUCUCCUCUACCGCCCGCAGACCGACGAGGCCCUCCACGAUGAAACCGCUGGUGAACGGGCACUGUACCAGAUCUCCGGACCUGGGUCCUCGUCACAGCACAAGCCCGAGCUGAAAGAAGGCCUGCACUUGAAAGACCUAGAAGAUGACCUUGACUUUGAGGAUAUGCGAGAGAAUGAGGGCGAGGCAGCAGAGUAUGGCAUCUACUUCGACGACACAAAGUAUGACUACAUGCAACAUCUGCGAGAUAUUGGCGAUGGAGCGACAGAGGCGCAGUUUGUGGAAGCCGUGCCGGUCAAAGUACAAGGCAACGGGAAAGGCAAAACGAAGGCGAUGAAAUUGGAGGACGCGUUGCGAGAAUUGUCGGUCGAUGACGCCCGGAGCGUGGCGGGCAGUGAGGAUUUUUCGACUUUUUCUACGGCGACGAGGACGAGGACGUAUCAAAACCAGCAGGAUGUGCCCGACGAAAUCGCCGGAUUCCAACCUGACAUGGACCCGAGGCUCAGAGAAGUCCUGGAGGCUCUCGACGAUGAUGCAUAUGUGGAUGAGACGGACGAGGAAGAUGUCUUCGGCGCCCUUGCUAAGGAAGGUCGAAACGGUGAACUUGACCUUGACGAGUUCGCGGCAACUUUCGAUGAGGACGACCAAGGCUGGGAGUCAGAUGUGACGGAGAAAGCAUCCGAACAGCCAUCGCAAUUGAAGCUUCCCGCACCAAACCCAGCCCUGGAAGGCGUAGAUCAUACGUCCGAAUUGCCAGCAGCAGCCGCAGAAGCAGCCGUCGCAGCAGACGGAGACUGGCUGCGAGACUUUGCCAAGUUCAAGCGCGACAGUGCUCGGAAAGCGCCUCCAAAAGCCGCAGAGUCGAUCAUUGCCGCCUCUGCAAUUCAGGACAAGGCUCCCUCGCUGUACACAUUGAACGGCACUCCCUUGCGCCAGAAGAAGCGGAAAGGCGCCCUCACGAAUCCCAGUGCCUACUCCAUGACGUCGUCAUCGCUGGCUAGAACGGCUGGUCAGCAGUUGCUUGACGCUCGGUUCGACCAAGUCGAGAAAAUGUACUCCCUGGACGAGGGCGACGAGUUCGACGACGCUGAUGGCGGCGUGUCGUUAGCGUCCGGCAUGACAGGGAUGACAGGUGCGUCCAAGAUGUCGAAAAUGUCACAGCUUUCAACCACCAGCUUCGCGGACGAAGGCGCUGUGAGAGCAGAUUUCGACAGCAUGAUGGAUGGCUUCCUUGGCGAUUGGAAUAAAGCCAACCCUGGUGGUGGAAAACGCAGAGGAGCCAAGGCCAAGCGAGGCAAGAAUGGGAACGAGAAAUUCGGGCUCCAGCAGCUAGAUGAAGUCCGGGCAGAGCUGGGCCCUGCAAGGAUCUACCAGCGCACGACAAAGACAUGA
This is a messenger RNA of Cladophialophora yegresii CBS 114405, 1437 nucleotides long. RefSeq lists its product as uncharacterized. The coding region runs from base 1 to 1437 and encodes 478 amino acids. The transcript has 2 exons. Gene Ontology annotation, cellular component: nucleus; cytosol; preribosome, small subunit precursor. The record is from RefSeq and is a predicted model, not a curated record. Gene Ontology annotation, biological process: ribosomal small subunit export from nucleus; ribosomal small subunit biogenesis. Lineage: Eukaryota; Fungi; Ascomycota; Eurotiomycetes; Chaetothyriales; Herpotrichiellaceae.